ACUUAAAUUUCUGACCACCCUUGGGGUAUUAAACCUAAAUACUUACCACGAUUGGUGUAGCUUGAAUUUCACGUGGGAUAUCUGCGCUAGUCGUCCCUAAUUUAGCAAUGAUAGACUAGAGGGAAGGAAGUUAUAUAAACACCACCCAUCUCCAACUUUUGGGCUACUCCUUUACCGAAGAAAAGCGAAAUUGAUCGUCACAUUAUAACGCUGAAAAGGCGGGCAUGUCCGAUGUAACGGGGAAUCGAACCCGCGACGCACAGAUUGCUAGUCGAGCACCUUAACAAUAAAAUGGCAUAUUUCUAAAGCGAUUUAUAUAGUCAAAACAUACUGAAGUUUGUGUUUGAGGCUAAACUAAUAUGUUUGUUUACUUUUUCAUGUUAUUCAUCCUCCAUUUUAUUUCAAGCUCCCACGUAAGGACACGAGAUGAUUGGCACCACGUCAAUAAUUCUGUACUUUAUAUUACAUCUGGAGUUGAUAACAGCUAUAAAUCUCGAAAAAGACGGAAGCGAGUCUCCUGUUAUCAACACAGAGUCCGGCCUAGUUCGUGGAUUGACCACAAACACUGCAAAUGGAAAGACUGUAGACGUGUUCUGGGGAAUUCCUUAUGCAGAGCCACCUACUGGUCAUUUAAGGUUUCAACGUCCUCAACACAAAGAACCUUGGGAGGGAGUUCUAAAUGCUACGACCAAACCAAACUCUUGUGUCCAGAUCAACCACGUUCCUCCAGAAAACUUCUCCGGAGAUACUAGUUGGUUUAUCAAGACUCCUUUAAGUGAGGACUGUUUGUAUCUCAAUAUCUGGGUUCCACACCCCCAGCCACAGAAUGCACCUGUCAUGGUCUGGAUUCACGGGGGUGGUUUCACUUCAGGUUCAUCUACUCUGGAUAUUUAUGAUGGCGAAAUAUUAUCCUCUGAGGAGAAUGUCAUCGUUGUUUCCAUAAAUUACCGUGUAGGAAGCUUGGGUUUCCUUUAUUUCAACCGAUCAGACGCGCCUGGUAACGUUGGACUUUUCGACCAACUCAUGGCUUUGGAAUGGAUAAAUAAGAAUAUUGUGUAUUUUGGCGGUGACUCGGGAAAAGUGACGAUUUUCGGAGAAAGUGCUGGAGCCAGUAGCGUGAGCUUACAUCUUUUAUCGCCUUUAAGCCAAGGUCUAUUUAACAACGCAAUAAUGGAGAGUGGCUCAAUAUUGAACUCUUGGAGUUUACACGAUCGUGAAGUUCUGAUUCACCCCUUGAUUGAUGGCAGCGAAGGAUCUUUAUUCUUGUUCUAUGAAUUUCCAGAAAUAUUCAAGAAAGAAGAAGAAGUUGGUGUCACUCGGAAGGAGUUUCAUAGAUUAGUGGAAAAAGUAGUUCACGACACAAAUAAUUUCCAGAGAAAAGCUAUUGUUUUCCAAUACACAGACUGGCUAGAAGAGGACAACAUCUAUAGAAACAGGGACAUGUUGAUUGACUUGGUGGGGGACAAGUUUAUCACGUGCGAUACUAAUGAAUUCGCCCAUAAAUACGCACAGCGAGGAAACGACGUCUUUAUGUACUACUUUACUCACACACCUUCUGUUAGCUCUUGGCCCCGGUGGAUGGGUACUACACAUGGUGACGAAAUAUCCUUUGUGUUUGGAGCACCUUUAAACUCUCUUCUUGACUACAGCACCGAGGAGCAAGAACUUGCCCGAAGAAUAAUGAAACACUGGACAAAUUUUGCUAGAACAGGGUAA
This is a messenger RNA of Limulus polyphemus (Atlantic horseshoe crab), 1716 nucleotides long. Its product is annotated as acetylcholinesterase-like. Lineage: Eukaryota; Metazoa; Arthropoda; Merostomata; Xiphosura; Limulidae. The transcript has 2 exons. Gene Ontology annotation, biological process: choline metabolic process; acetylcholine catabolic process. The coding region runs from base 427 to 1716 and encodes 429 amino acids. Gene Ontology annotation, molecular function: acetylcholinesterase activity. The record is from RefSeq and is a predicted model, not a curated record. Gene Ontology annotation, cellular component: plasma membrane.